AUGACGGGAAAUUUGAUGCUUGCUUUCUACCUCAAUCACGACACUCUUUCCCAUGCGACAGACGAAUUUGAAGUUUUUAAGAUUCUGGGUCUCAAACGCUUUGGAGGAGGACUGUGGCCGCGGUUCAGGCACAAUGUUGAUCAUGCAUGCCCCCAGCCACAAUAA
Messenger RNA from Echinococcus granulosus, 165 nucleotides. RefSeq lists its product as hypothetical. The transcript has 2 exons. Bases 1 to 165 code for a protein of 54 amino acids. NCBI's taxonomy places the organism in Eukaryota, Metazoa, Platyhelminthes, Cestoda, Cyclophyllidea, Taeniidae. The record is from RefSeq and is a predicted model, not a curated record.